Messenger RNA from Echinostoma caproni, 492 nucleotides. Lineage: Eukaryota; Metazoa; Platyhelminthes; Trematoda; Plagiorchiida; Echinostomatidae. The record is from the annotation of a GenBank genome assembly.
AUGCUGAAUCGGGUACGUGACCCAGCAGCACACGUCAAAACGAAGCCUCCGCUGACAUCACAGAAACCGGAACCGCUGGUCCGGACAGAAUGGGCCCGAUUCAUUUGCGGUGGUAUCGCGGGCACGGUGUCUCGCACAAUGACUGCACCAAUCGAUCGAUUGAAGGUGCUCCGACAAACUGGAGUCCCAGAAGUGGCCGGCAAGAAUAUGCUUCAAAGUUGGCGCAUUAUGAUUAUCGAGGGUGGUGUGGUUUCCUUGUGGCGAGGCAAUGGAGUAAACGUGCUGAAAAACUGUCCGGAAAGUGCAAUCCGAUUCGGUAUGCACGGUUGGCUCAAAUCGAUCCUGUUCCCAGAGGUCCAAGGUCAGCUCAAACCGGAACAGCGCCUUUUGGUCGCUGGUCUGGCCGGAGCGGCCUCUCUCACUUGUACAUAUCCUGUUGAAGAGGAAGCCUAUCUGGAUGCCUUCACGGUGGAAACAUUACCUCUCGAUUAG